Vigna umbellata (rice bean) is the source of this 1371-nucleotide messenger RNA. The record is from RefSeq and is a predicted model, not a curated record. NCBI's taxonomy places the organism in Eukaryota, Viridiplantae, Streptophyta, Magnoliopsida, Fabales, Fabaceae.
AUUAGUUUAAUUGUAUGUGAAGAAUGAGAUUGAGAAGGCAGAAAAAGAAAAGAGAUGGAUGAGUAGGUUGUGUUGGGAAAGUAACGUUGGAGAACAACAGAAGCCAUGUGGAAACCCUCUCCUACAGAAGGAGAAGCAGAGGCACCAAAGGCACCACCCAACAACCUGAUCCCGUCCCUUCCAGACGACGUCGCUUUGAACUGCAUAGCACGCAUCCCUCGCUGCCACCACCCAAUCCUAUCCCUCGUUUCCAAACCCUUCCGCACCCUCCUCUCUACCCCUCUCUUCUUCACCACGCGCUGCCUCCUCAACUGCACGCAACCCCUCCUCUACCUCACUCUCCGCACGCCCGCCUCCUCCCUCCAGUGGUUCACGCUCCACCGCACAGUCCCUAGCCCCCUCUUAACGCCGCUCCCCCCAAUUCCCUCCCCCGCAGUGGGCUCCGCCUACGCCGUCCUUGGCUCCACCAUCUACGUCCUCGGCGGCUCCAUCAACGAUGUCCCCUCCCCCCACGUCUGGCUCCUCGACUGCCGUUUCCACCGCUGGCUUCCGGGUCCAAGCAUGCGUGUCGCUCGGGAGUUCGCCGCCGCGGGGGUCCUCGGUGGAAAGAUUUACGUUCUCGGUGGCUGCGUCGCUGACACGUGGGCCCGCUCCGCCAACUGGGCGGAGGUCCUAGACCCCGACGUUGGGCGCUGGGAGAGGGUGGCCAGCCCCUCCGAGGUCCGGGAGAAGUGGAUGCACGCCAGCGCGGUCGUCGGCGACAAGGUGUACGCGAUGGCGGACCGCGGCGGCAUCGCGUACGAGCCGCGCAGUGGAUCGUGGGAGAGCGUAGGCGGAGAAUUGGAUCUCGGGUGGAGAGGUAGGGCGUGCGUGGUGGAGGGUAUUUUGUACUGCUACGACUAUUUGGGGAAAAUCAAAGGCUUCGAUGUGGGGCGCGGGGUGUGGGAAGAGUUGAAGGGGUUGGAGAAGGGCUUGCCUAGGUUUCUUUGUGGGGCCACCAUGGCUGAUUUGGGUGGGAAAUUGUGUGUGGUGUGGGAGUGCCAAGGCAAUGGGAAAGAAAUGGAGAUUUGGUGCGCUGAGAUUGGAGUGCAGAAGGAUCCAGAUGGGAAUCUGUGGGGUCAACUUGGUUGGUUUGGGAAAGUUCUCUCUGUUCCCAAAGGCUCCUCUGUUGUGCAUUGUUCUUCUGUUUCCUUGUGACCUUUCUCUUUGUUUGUGCCAUUGUUUGUGAAGUUGUGAAUAACUCGAGCUGCUCAACUAGCAGUGCUGCUGUAAGUAAAUCUACUGGUGCCAGUUAUUCUGGUAAUGCCAUGAAAUGUAUAUCUAUACCUGUUUAUUAUCUCUCAAUAAAAUAUUUCCUUUCAUUUUUGUACA